GAGAAGUUUCCUGUUAGAGGAAAAGGGAAAAAGUGACUUCUCAUUGAGAACACUGGACACUUAUUGGACUCUGGGCUGUUUGGAGGCUUUUCUCCGAGGAACAAAAGCGAGUCUGACGACAUUUCACAGCAUCUUGUUCUCUUGGAAGGUUCUUGUUGAUCAAUCUGCCAGUGGCCAAGAGAGGAACUUCAUUAUUAACCUGAAGGAACCAAACACCAAAGACAUGAAAGAGGAAGAACCAGAACCUCAAGGAAUUAAAGAAGAACAGCUUGGACUCUGUAUCUUUCCAGAUGAAAAGCAACUUGUUAAGCAGGAGACAGAAACCUUUGUAGGGUUUUCUGCUUGUGACAAACUAUUUCAAGUUGAACCUGAACAGCAACUGAUGAACGUGACAAUGGAGGAACCAGAACCUGUAGAGAUUAAAGAGGAACAUGGGGAUCUCUGGAGUAAUGAGGAUGAUGAGCAGCUUGUAGUGAAGCAGGAGGCUGGCACAUUUAAGGUGACUCCUCUGGAUUUAAAAUAUGACACAAAUGAACCAGAAGAGAAAAUGAACCAACUUCUCAAUGCAGACUCCCCUGAAGGUGAGAAGCAACAUCAGCAGGAUAAUAAUCACGAAGAGUCAGGAUCAAACACAGAUACAGAGCUAAAGCGUAAAAAGAGACGAGAGAAAACCAAAGAUCACAGUGAUGGUUCAAAACUAAAAAGACAUAAGACCAUUAAACUUUGUGAAGCAUGUGGUAAAUGUUUCACCAAGUGUAGAUGUUUGACUAAUCAAAUUAAAGAAAAUACAGGGGAGAAAUCUUUCCCAUGUAUGCUUUGUGGAAAAGGUUUCCCCUGGCAAAGUCAUUUAAAUAUCCACAUGAGAGCCCACACAGGGGAGAAGCCUUUUUCUUGUCCAACUUGUGCAAAAAGUUUUUCCACUAAAGGUAUCCUGAGUAGGCACACAAGAACUCAUACAGGGGAGAAGCCAUACGCUUGUGAAAUAUGUGAUAAAUCUUUCAGUGUCAGUAGUCAUUUAGCUGGUCACAUUAGAACACAUACUGGUGAAAAGCCGUUUUCCUGUCCAACUUGUGCAAAAGGUUUUUCCACUAAAGGUAGCCUGAGUGUUCACAUAACAACUCAUACGGGCGACAAGUCUUAUCUUUGUAAAGUGUGCGAUAAAUCUUUCAGCACUGGUCGUUAUUUAGCUCGUCACAUGAGAACUCAUACGGGCGAGAAGCCAUAUGCAUGUGAAAUGUGUGAUAAAUCUUUCAGCAAAGGUAGUCAUUUAGCUGUUCACAUGAGAACGCAUACUGGUGAGAAGCCGUUUUCCUGUUUAACUUGUGCAAAAGGGUUUUCUCAAAAAGGUAGCCUGAUUGAGCACAUAAGAACUCAUACGGGCGAGAAGCCUUAUCAUUGUAAAGUAUGUGAUAAAUCUUUUACUUCCUCUAAUAUUAGGCUUACACAUAUGAGAACUCAUACGGGUGAGAAGCCUUAUCAUUGUCAAGUGUGUGAUAAAACUUUUACUUCCUCUAGUAAUAGGAUUAAACAUAUGAGAACUCACAGAUGAGAAGCUGUAUGCUUCUAAAGCGUGUGCUAAGUCUUUCAGAAACAGUUGUCAUCUGGCUGAUCACAUGCUAACCUACAGGUGAGAAGCCUUUCCUGUGUCUGAUGUGUAGAAAAUGUUUCUUCAAACAAAGCAAUCCAAGUGUCCACAUGAGAAUCCAUGGUGAUGAGAGGCCUCACUCUUGAGAUACAUAUAAAUCACUGACUAAUGUUGUAAAUAAGCUAAACAAAACAUACAGGUCAGUUAAAUCAUUAAAUGACAAGUUAUAACUUCUGCUUAUUCAUGGAUUGAUGGAGUUAUCUACUGAACACCUAUUCAAGGCUUGAUAAUAAUCCUUGGUGUGUUAUUUAAUCAUUAGAAUGAGAUUUAGAUUAAUUUUGUCUUUCUUCUGUUGUUCAUUUGAAUAAAUGAUAGGGCUCAUGUAACACUAAAAAUUAAAUUAUAUACUCAAACUUUAUAAAAGUUAAACAUUUUUACUCUUAAAGCUGACUGGUUUUUAGCUGUUUAUAGUUCAACCCACCCUGACAAAAACUAUUUUCAUUAAGAAAACCCAGAUCAUGAUGCUGCCAACACCAUGUUUCACUGUGGAUGUAAUGUGUGUUUUAAUAAUGGCCGGGUUGAUUUGUUUCAAACAUGCCUUUUUGGAGUUCAGUUUCAUCUCGGGCACCCAUAUUUGCUAAAUUCCUGCAUGAACUCAAAGUGCAACAUGGUUACUGUUUGUUACCUCUUGUAACCCUGAACAUUUAUUAUGUUCAAUUGUACAGAAUGUAUUUGAAAUUUGUAAUUGUAUGAAUGUUAAAGGUAGAAAAGUUUAAUUUUCUGUAGUCAUAGCUUUCAUAAAAACUCAGCUUUUGGGGCUUGUAUGAGGUCUUGAUGUUGUCUCACUGCUUGUAGGAGGUGAUUUGACAGGGCGGCUCUUUUCGAAGUGGUCUUGGCUCAGGCAAUCAGCAGCCAACUGUUCAAUAAGUCACCCCUUCAAGAUAACUAGCACAACACAACAGAGUGCAAUUAGUGUUCUUAUCCAGAUCACUACUGUCAUCCUUUAAUUAAAACCUUUAAGCAAUUUUCCAAUCAGAUAUUCUUGUCGACGAUUAUUUUCAUCUUAGCCUGGAAGUUCUGCAAUGUUAUCAUUACAUUUAGGUUCGCUGACAUAUGAAUGUAUAGGCAGCAGUAUUUCUCAGUUUAUUAAAAGCAAUUUUCAAACA
Molecule: messenger RNA, 2751 nt
Organism: Fundulus heteroclitus (mummichog)
Lineage: Eukaryota; Metazoa; Chordata; Actinopteri; Cyprinodontiformes; Fundulidae
Product: zinc finger protein OZF
Exons: 2
Coding region: 224-1549 (441 amino acids)
Biological process (GO): regulation of transcription by RNA polymerase II; central nervous system development
Cellular component (GO): nucleus
Molecular function (GO): DNA-binding transcription factor activity, RNA polymerase II-specific; RNA polymerase II cis-regulatory region sequence-specific DNA binding
Source: RefSeq, a predicted model, not a curated record